Pelobates fuscus (common spadefoot toad) is the source of this 762-nucleotide messenger RNA. RefSeq names its product mitochondrial ribosomal protein S17 (gene MRPS17). The record is from RefSeq and is a predicted model, not a curated record. Gene Ontology annotation, biological process: mitochondrial translation. The coding region runs from base 68 to 481 and encodes 137 amino acids. The transcript is spliced from 3 exons. Gene Ontology annotation, cellular component: ribosome; mitochondrial small ribosomal subunit. NCBI's taxonomy places the organism in Eukaryota, Metazoa, Chordata, Amphibia, Anura, Pelobatidae. Gene Ontology annotation, molecular function: structural constituent of ribosome.
GUCAGAGCUGCGGCAGAGGUCAGCAGCAAAGGAGGUAUCUGUCAGAGAGCCAGGUACGCUGUUUGCCAUGUCAGCUGUACGUGCUACUGUCCAUGCAAAAUGGAUUGUAGGCAAAGUGAUUGGGACGAAGAUGAAAAAUACUGCAAAAGUCAGAGUGACGAGGCUGGUACUGGACAACUACUUGUUAAAGUAUUACAAUAAGAGAAAGACCUACUUUGCUCACGAUACUUUCCAGCAGUGCACAGUGGGAGAUAUUGUGUUACUUAAAGCUUUGUCUGAGGAAAGCUCCAAACGUGUGAAACAUGAACUGGCUGAAAUAGUUUACAAGGUGGGCAGAGUAGUAGACCCACUGACUGGGAAGCUAUGUGAAGGCACUGAAUUUCUGGAAACUCCAACAGAUGCUGAUAUUAAAGACCUUAAUGACCACCUGGGGAAACUGGAAAUAGCAGAAACAACACCAGAAAAGACUGUGGACCACUGAAUGUAGAGCAUGUGGCUCUCUAAUGUUAAUACUGUGAUGUGACUUCAUGUUGGCUUCCUUACAUUCUCAAGACAUGGUACAUUCAUGAUUUAUGAGAUGCCAUGAGGACUUAUCCUUUGCCUUCUUCAUGUAUGUAGUAAUCUAUCAGAACAAAAAAAAAACUAUGUUGAAUAAUUCAAAAUUUUUCUGAUUUUGCCCUUAAAUAUAAGGUCAAUGUGACGCUGAUCAACACUUAUUAAACUAUACAUGUAGUUUUUACGAGAAUAAACAUGUUUAUUUUA